Zasmidium cellare ATCC 36951 is the source of this 645-nucleotide messenger RNA. RefSeq lists its product as uncharacterized. The transcript has 3 exons. NCBI's taxonomy places the organism in Eukaryota, Fungi, Ascomycota, Dothideomycetes, Mycosphaerellales, Mycosphaerellaceae. The record is from RefSeq and is a predicted model, not a curated record. Bases 1 to 645 code for a protein of 214 amino acids.
AUGCCUCUCGCACAAUCCUCGCUACAGAGCCUCGCAUUGCUCGCGUUAGCUUGCUCACCCCUCGCCCAGGCAGCAUCCGGAUUCACUAUCCGCUACUAUGCUCAGGAUAAUCCCUCUUGCAACACCAACAGCGGCACACGCCCAUCCCUCGCGUGCAAGAAUAUCGGCCAAGCCAUCUGCUGUGAAGAGCCUCCUGCAUCAUCCGUCUUCAAGUACGCCCAAGGCUUGAGUGCUGGACCGGCAGGUACCCUCAACCUCCACGAACUUCUCGCGGGUGGCGAGUGGGGUGGCUGCAAGAAUACGUACGCCAUCAACGAUUGUGUCUACAAUAGCCCAUUCCGCACGGCUACGAUCUUGGGAAUCGGUAGUGUCUGCCAGGUCAUUGGUUCUGCAGACCCUGGUGCUGGCAAGCGUGACGUUGAGAAGAUGCCAGAGGUCAACGGCACCGAGACGGCAACUUCGAAGGGUUGUUCGAAGCAUAAUGUUGUUGGUAUUGGGGGCAAGGACUACAGACUGGAAGGGCAAACUGUCAACGAGGGGUUUGUUAAGGACUUGAUGGAGAUGGCCAGCGAGAAAUUUGUGGAGAAAUACGGUCUUAAAGAGUGGCAGGACGCCGUGGAGAACGUCGCUGAGGAGUUCAAGUGA